Paramecium octaurelia is the source of this 2271-nucleotide messenger RNA. NCBI's taxonomy places the organism in Eukaryota, Ciliophora, Oligohymenophorea, Peniculida, Parameciidae. The record is from the annotation of a GenBank genome assembly.
AUGACUGAUAGUGUGUAGGCAAUUUAAGAAAGUUACACAAGAAUCAAGUUGCUUAAUAAUGACAUUCAAAUAAAGGAUUAGACAAUUAAUUUGUUGCAAGAGAGGUUGGCAGAGAUGGAGGAGCAAAUGAAUUAGGCAAUAAAACAAAAAGAUUAUGUAGAUCGUCAAUUUUCGAUUCUGUAGGAUGAACAUGAUCAGAUGUUUGAGAAUCAAUAAAGGAAAACUAAGUAAUUGUAAUAGUUUAAUCAAUAAUUAUUGGUUGCUUUAAAAGAAGUAUAAGAUAAAAAUUAAGAAUUAUUAGAGUAAGUGCAAUAUUACAGUCAAGAAAUACAAUCUAAAGAAUAGGCAUUAUAGGAAUUGACUGAAUAAAUUGCAUUGAUUAAGGAUGCUGUAAAGGGCUUGGAAGAAGAAUUGUCAUAAUUGACUAAGAAGAAUUAACAAUUAAAGAAGGAGAAAUAGGAUGCAGAACAAUAGAUGAGACAGAUCGUUGCUGAAAAGAAUAAAUUUGAAAACAGUGUUACUAAUAUGUUGAAAUAAUUGGAAACAGAAAAUGAUUUACUAAAACAAGAGUUGGAAGAUUAUAGAACCAGAUUGGAGUAGUAGCAUUAGGAGUUAGUUGAAUUAAAAUAUGUCAAAAUUUAAUUUGAAGAUUUAGAGAAAAAGCAUUCUUAAUUAAAUGAACAAUUCAAUAUUUAAAUUUAAACUGCAAUGGAAUGCGAAAAGAAUUAUGCACUAUAAUUUGAUGAAAUGAAUAAGGCAAAUGAGAAAUUAAGAAAACAAUGUGAAGUUUUUAAUGAACAAUAUGAAUAAUAGAAAGAUUAUAAUUCAACUAUUGAAAAUUAAAACAAAGAAUUUUCAAAAUUAUUUGGCUAUGUGUAGAAUCAAAUCGAUGAAAUUAUGUCAGAAUGUUUAUAGAUAAAUAAAAGUUACAUUCCUUAAGAUCCAAUAUUGGAAGGCAAAAAAUCUUCAACCUCCAACAAACACUCAAGUUCAAAAAAGAAAAAAAAAAGUAGUUACAACAUUUCACAAAUUGAAGAUUUUUUUGUUGAUAUUAAAGAUAUUUUGAUGGAUCUGAUUGAAUCCAAUGCACAUUUAAAAGAAGAAAAAGAUUCAAUUAGUGAGAAUAUUCUUGAUAUGCAUAAAGUGGGAGAAUAACUUAAACUAAAAUUUGAUUAAUUAAAUUAAGAAUAUACAAAAACAAAAGAAAAGUUAUAAUUAGAACACAAGUCUAUAUAAGAAUAAUAAAAUGAUAAAAUCAAUUAGCUUGAGGAUGCUUUAUAAUAAUAAAAUCUAAAAGCUUAAUAAGAUAACUAAUAUAUAAAUUCAUUAAUCGAUAAAUGCUAUCACUUAGAUCAAUAAUUUCUGGCCUAAGAAUAAUAAAUUUAACAAUCCAAAUGGUAAACUUAAAAUAUUGUUUAAGAAUUUGAAGAACUAAAAAAUGAGCAUAAUCAAUUAAAAUCUGAUUACUCUGAUUUAUAAGUAAGAAAAGCUAUAUCUUAAAAUAAAGUUGCUCUAAGUUACAGCGUGAUAUCUCAUUUAUUAUCAGUUGAAAAAUCCUAAAGAACUUUCUCAUAAUUCAUACAAUAUUCAAACUAUUUGCAUUAUGUUGUUUUAAUGAGAAAUGAGUUUAAAAACAAUAAUAAUCUCAUAUAUAAACGAUUUAGAAGGGCAGUGUACGCUGUAAUCUUUGUUAAGAAAAUUAGGUAGUCGAUACUUCCUUCAAAUGAAAAAAAUUAAUUAAAUUUUGAUAAAAAUGAAGAGUUAGAUAUUGUCUUAGAAAAGUAUAUCCCAAUUUUUCAUAGUUUAGAAGAAGGAUCUGGAGUGGAAUUCAACGCAUUUGACAAAAUGAUAAAGGAUAUGAAAAUCCAAGUUAAUAAGUAUAAUUAUAGAAGUUAGAUCAGAUCUACGAAUUCAUAGCAAUACUAUCAAUUGCUCAAUUUAGCCAAAGAAGAUAUAUCAAAGAAAAACUCUGUUAAUUAACAAAUUGACUAUUAUAAAAAAUAAUUAAGCAUAUUCUAAAAUAAGAUCACCUAAUUAGAUUAAUAUGUGCAAUAAUUGGAAUAAGAAUUAUAGGAGAAAUCAAGCUAAAUAAAAAAACAAAGCAGCUUAUAACAAUCUGAAGAGAAGUAGGUUAGUAAGUAUAGAAUUGAACCUUCUUCUCCUAUCACAAAUAAUCUCUCAGCUGUGCUUUAAAAUGAAUUAACAUAAAUUCUAAGUAAAAAAUCAACAAUAACGAAUAAAGCUGGUUAAAUAGUUAAAUAAGGUUUUUGA